Messenger RNA from Homarus americanus (American lobster), 638 nucleotides. RefSeq names its product protein bric-a-brac 2-like. Gene Ontology annotation, cellular component: nucleus. Gene Ontology annotation, biological process: regulation of transcription by RNA polymerase II. The record is from RefSeq and is a predicted model, not a curated record. NCBI's taxonomy places the organism in Eukaryota, Metazoa, Arthropoda, Malacostraca, Decapoda, Nephropidae. Gene Ontology annotation, molecular function: protein binding.
GAGGCUUACUGUGACGUGACUCUGGCGUGUGAUGGACGGUUUUAUCCGGUACACAAGCUGGUCCUCUCCACCUGCAGUGAUUUCUUUGAUCAGAUGUUUGAGAAGACUGCCUGCAAGCACCCAGUAGUAGUGGUGGCUAAUGUAGCACACAAUGACCUGGAGGCACUACUCAACUACAUGUACCUGGGCGAGGUCAACGUCCUCCAGACCGAGCUCUCCGCACUCAUGAAGGCCGCCGAGGCACUCAAGAUUAAGGGCUUGGCCGAAUCCUCCAAGCGCUCUCCUUCAAAAGACUCCCGAGAGGGCAAGAGGUCGUCGUCGUGGGAGGGAGAGUUACCCGACGGUAAGAGGAGGAGGCCGGAGGAGACUCCGGCGCCCAAACGUAGCCGAUCUCCGAGCGCCGAGAGCGAGAGAACGACAAAUACCAGAGACUCUCAAAAGCCAAGAAUAGCCGUCGGCGAUUCUCAAACUUCGAGGCUCAACGUACAAGGUCCGCCGAGUUGUGGCAGCAGCUCCAGCAACUCGGGUCCUCCAUCCUCCACAGAGCCAAUAAGUCACCCAGUGAGACAAGACAUGGCAGCAUCUCCUCAAGUUGAUACAGAUCAUGAGGCUGGUGACAAGGCUCUUAGAUCAGAGGU